AUGACUUCCUCACCAGAUGCAGCAUUGAAGCUGGAAAUUGCUCGGUUGUCAGGUGUGAUUAACCGGCAUAAGACGGCUCAGCAAUCUAGUCAUUCUCGCAGCAACACCUAUGUCAAUCCCAACUAUAAACCUCCGUCGAAUUCCCGACCAUCUAUUAAUGCUCAAGCCAACAGUUUUCAGCCUUCAAGCUCCAGCUCUAGUGCCUCUUCAGUCCCAGUACCUCCAUCUAACUCUGCAGCUCGUGAUGUUGUGAUUGGAGGUAUAACUUUCCAAUCAUCUGGACGCUCUCUCGUCCGUAAAGACUUAGCUAAACCUAACUCCUCUACCUCUGAGAAACCCUUCCGACACACGCAGCACCGGACAGACUAUUCACGUACUACCACUGGCCACAUGAUACCUAACGGACGACCCUACAAAUCACAUAUUACCUCUCGUGGUCGGCGAGGUCGCCCUGGUCGCCCGACCGCGCGCAACAUGACCUUGGACAAUACUGGCAAAGCAUACCCAAACCGUCGGCCUGCGAAACAGCGCAAGUAUAUUGACAAGCCUUGCCCUCGCUUCACGACUACAGGCGCUUGCAGUCGUGGAUUGACUUGCCCAUACCAACAUGAUCCUAACAAGGUCGCAAUUUGCUGGCCAUUCCUCCAGGGGAACUGUCCUAACAGCGCCGAAACCUGCCAUCUCUCUCACGAUCCUAUUCCGGAGCGUACUCCUUUGUGUGUCCACUUCGCGAACAACGGCAGGUGUACUCGACAGAGCUGCCCUUUCCCUCACGUUCGCGUAGGGCAGAGGAAAGGUGUUUGUCGUGACUUUGCAGUGCUUGGAUAUUGCGCCAAAGGACUCGAUUGCGAGAUGCAGCAUGUCAGAGAAUGUCCUGACUUCGCUGAGAAAGGUACCUGCUCGACAAAAGGCUGCAAGCUUCCCCACGUUAUUCGGGCCAACCGCAAUCGCAAGGCCCCGGAACCAGCGAUGGCAACCCAGGAGUCUUCCGUUACUUUCAAUCCGGCGCACGUCUCAGCCGAGAACGCGCAAUUAGGUGAUGAAUUCAUCUCUCUUACUUUCAAUGAAAGCGAAGAAGACAGCGACGAUGUCGAAGAGGAGGAUGAGGAUGGAAGCGGUGUCGACGAUGACGUUGACACUGAUGACCACGAUCAUCGGGAUGACCUAGAACUAGAGCACUAGUAGUUCACUUUUUUGUAUCUAGGGCGUUUCUAAUGGAUGUAACAUUUGC
This is a messenger RNA of Coniophora puteana RWD-64-598 SS2, 1231 nucleotides long. RefSeq lists its product as uncharacterized. Gene Ontology annotation, cellular component: nucleus. The coding region runs from base 1 to 1182 and encodes 393 amino acids. The record is from RefSeq and is a predicted model, not a curated record. Gene Ontology annotation, molecular function: metal ion binding. NCBI's taxonomy places the organism in Eukaryota, Fungi, Basidiomycota, Agaricomycetes, Boletales, Coniophoraceae. The transcript has 6 exons.